Messenger RNA from Cyphellophora europaea CBS 101466, 1992 nucleotides. RefSeq names its product succinate dehydrogenase, flavoprotein subunit. Bases 1 to 1992 code for a protein of 663 amino acids. Gene Ontology annotation, molecular function: electron transfer activity; flavin adenine dinucleotide binding; succinate dehydrogenase (quinone) activity. The record is from RefSeq and is a predicted model, not a curated record. Gene Ontology annotation, biological process: tricarboxylic acid cycle; mitochondrial electron transport, succinate to ubiquinone. Lineage: Eukaryota; Fungi; Ascomycota; Eurotiomycetes; Chaetothyriales; Cyphellophoraceae. The transcript has 2 exons.
AUGAAGUGGCUUGUUCCACCGUGGAUAUCUGCAGGUGCUCGAGUCCUGACAGGGGUAGCUCCAGCUUCUCGAAGUGCCACGCCCUGGAGUUGGAGAGGCGUUCCCCAACCUGCGCAUCAACGUCACACGCGGUUCGUGCAUCAACGCCGACGAGCAACCACAUCUUCUAUCACCGCCCACAAUUCCAAGUUCGAUGUCAUAGACCAUCAGUAUGACGCCGUCAUCAUUGGCGCAGGCGGUGCAGGCCUGCGCGCGGCGGUCGGACUCGCAGAAAGCGGCCUGAACACCGCUGUUGUCACCAAGCUCUUCCCCACCCGAUCUCAUACCGUUGCUGCUCAAGGAGGCAUCAAUGCCGCUCUUGCCAAUAUGACCGAGGAUGACUGGAGGUGGCACAUGUACGACACGGUCAAAGGCAGUGAUUGGCUCGGAGAUCAGGAUGCAAUACAUUACAUGUGCCGAGAGGCUCCUCGGGCAGUGCGUGAGCUGGAAGAGUACGGCAUGCCAUUCAGCAGAACAGAAGAGGGCCUCAUCUACCAACGCCCGCUUGGAGGCCAGAGUCUGAAGUACGGCGAGGGCGGCCAGGCUUAUAGGACCGCCUGUGUGGCAGACCGAACCGGCCACUCCAUGCUGCAUACCCUAUAUGGCCAGGCGGUGAAACAUGACUGCCAAUUCCUGAUCGAGUGGUUUGCUCUUGAUCUGAUUAUGGAUGGGAAGAACUGCAUAGGCUUGACGGCGAUCGACAUGGAGACAGGCACGCUGCAUAGAAUAUUUGCGCGGAAUACCAUCUUAGCUACAGGUGGCUAUGGUCGUGCAUACUUCUCGGCCACAUCAGCGCAUACGUCAACAGGCGAUGGUCUUGCUAUGGCUGCCAGAGCUGGACUGCCCAUGCAAGACAUGGAAUUCGUCCAGUUCCAUCCUUCUGGCAUUUACGGCGCAGGCGUCCUGAUUUCAGAGGGUGCCCGCGGCGAAGGCGGAUUCUUACUCAAUGGCAAGGGCGAGCGAUUCAUGGAGCGCUACGCACCGACGGCGAAAGACUUGGCCAGUCGAGACGUGGUCAGCAGGAGUAUGAACAUGGAGAUCAGGGAAGGCCGAGGCUGUGGAUCUGAUCAAGACCACAUCCAUCUACAGCUCUCACACCUGCCCGAGGAUGUACUGCGAGAUCGACUUCCGGGUAUCGGUGAGACUGCUAGCAUCUUCUCUGGCGUCGACGUAACCAAGCAGCCGAUACCCGUCAUCCCAACCGUUCACUAUUGCAUGGGAGGUGUACCCACCAACUGGAAGGGUCAAGUCCUCGACAUCGAUCGGAAAACCGGAUCUGAGACGCCCGUCGGUGGCCUCUACGCUGCGGGAGAAGUAGCAUGCGUCUCCGUCCACGGCGCAAAUCGCCUCGGAGCAAACUCACUCCUCGAUAUCGUAGUCUUCGGCCGUGCAGCUGCUGCCCACAUUGCCGAGAAUAACGAGAAAGACAUGCCCAUCUUCCGAACCGGCGGCCAAGUCACCAAAGACACUGGCCUAAACGGGUUCAUCGACCUAGAACAUUUCCGCAAUUGCGAGGGCACCAAACUCACCGCCGACCUGCGCCUCGACAUGCAAAAGGCCAUGCAAACGGACGUUGCCGUCUUCCGCACCCAUGAAUCCCUCGCCACCGGCCUGCAACAUCUGAGCAAGGUUGAAGAAUCCUUCAACAACGAUCUAGUCGUCAAAGACAAGUCUAUGAUCUGGAACUCCGAUCUCAUCGAGACGCUGGAGAUGCGCAACCUGUUGACUUGCGCGGCACAAACGGCUAAGAGCGCACUGGAACGCAAGGAGAGCCGUGGUAGUCACGCGCGAGAAGACUUUGGCGAGCGGGAUGACAAAAAUUUCAUGCGGCAUUCGCUGAGUUGGCAGAGGGAUAUUGGACAGGAGGUGGGGAUCGGGUAUAGAGAUGUACAGUUCCAGACGCUGGAUGAGGCGGAGUGUAAGACCGUGCCGGCGAAGAAGCGGAGUUACUAG